Hippopotamus amphibius kiboko is the source of this 945-nucleotide messenger RNA. Its product is annotated as olfactory receptor 2AG1-like. Gene Ontology annotation, cellular component: membrane. Gene Ontology annotation, molecular function: olfactory receptor activity; G protein-coupled receptor activity. The transcript has a single exon. The record is from RefSeq and is a predicted model, not a curated record. Lineage: Eukaryota; Metazoa; Chordata; Mammalia; Artiodactyla; Hippopotamidae. Gene Ontology annotation, biological process: G protein-coupled receptor signaling pathway. Bases 1 to 945 code for a protein of 314 amino acids.
AUGGAACUCUGUAACUCUACCUUGGGAAGCGGCUUCAUUUUGGUGGGGAUUCUGACUGACAGUGGGUCUCCUAAUCUUCUCUGUGCCACAGUCUCAGUCCUGUAUAUGCUGGCCCUGACCAGCAAUGGCCUGCUGCUCCUGGUCAUCACCAUGGACGCCCGGCUCCACGUGCCCAUGUACCUCCUGCUCAGCCAGCUCUCUCUCAUGGACUUGAUGCUUGCAUCUGUAGUUAUCCCUAAAACACUUGUGGAUUAUCUGCGUGGGGAGAACGCCAUUUCCUUUGAGGGCUGUGCCCUUCAGAUGUUCCUGGUACUGAUGCUGGGUGGUGCAGAGGGCCUCCUACUGGCCUUCAUGGCCUAUGACAGGUAUGUGGCUAUUUGUCACCCUCUGAACUACAUGGUCCUCAUGAGGCCUAGGAUCUGUUGGCUCAUGAUGGCCACAUCCUGGAUGGUGGCUUUCCUGAAUUCUGUGAUACAAACUUCUUACACUAUGCAUUUUCCUUUUUGCAUGUCCCGGGAAAUCAGGCACCUGCUCUGUGAGAUCCCACACUUGCUCAGGUUGGCCUGUGCGGAUACCUCCAGAUAUGAGUUCAUGGUAUAUGUUGCAGGUUCAGUCUUUCUCAUGCCUACCCUUGUUUCCAUCCUUGCCUCCUAUACAUUUGUCCUAGUUGCUGUCCUCCACCUGUCCCCAGGUGAGGGAAGGCAGAAAGCCCUCAUCACGUGCUCUUCUCAUCUGACUGUGGUGGGGAUGUACUAUGGAGCUGCCAUGUUUAUGUAUAUCCAGCCCAGUUCCCACCACAGUCCCCAACAGGACAACAUCCUCUCUGUGUUUUAUGUUAUCGUUACUCCAGUACUGAACCCUCUCAUCUAUAGUCUGAGAAACAAGGAGGUAAUGGUGGCCUUCAGGAGACUAUUGGGGACAUUUUCCUUUUUCCAGGGCUGCUAG